Molecule: messenger RNA, 3769 nt
Organism: Cydia splendana
Lineage: Eukaryota; Metazoa; Arthropoda; Insecta; Lepidoptera; Tortricidae
Product: mitochondrial import inner membrane translocase subunit TIM50-C-like
Exons: 5
Coding region: 84-791 (235 amino acids)
Biological process (GO): protein import into mitochondrial matrix
Cellular component (GO): TIM23 mitochondrial import inner membrane translocase complex
Source: RefSeq, a predicted model, not a curated record
UGAAGACGGGGGCGCCGCGGCGCGCUGAAGACGGCACGCUGCUCGAGGACGAGUUCUCGCACCUGCCGGUGCCGCUGCAGUACAUGAAGAGGACGUGGAAGGAGCUCACGUUCUAUGAGAAGAUGAUCAAAGAGCCAUCCCGAGAGAAACUGCUUCCGGAUCCGUUGCCACCGCAGUACCAGCCCACCUACACCCUCGUGCUGGAGUUCACAGACGUGCUGGUCCAUCCUGAUUGGUCCUACCAGACCGGCUGGAGGUUUAAAAAGCGUCCAGGCGUAGACCAGUUUCUUCAAACCGUGGCAGCAUCUGACUUCGAAGUGAUCAUCUUCACAUCGGAGAACGCGUUCAUGAUCUGGCCAGUGAUCGAUAAACUAGACCCUGAGAAUAAGAUGAUCGCGUAUAGGUUGUUCAGGGAUUCCACACACUUUAUAGAUGGAGUUCAUGUUAAGAACCUGGAUGGACUCAACCGGGAUUUGUCAAAGGUGAUCGUAAUAGACUGGAACAAACAAGCGACCAAGUUCCACCCGGAGAACGCACUAAUCUUGCAAAAGUGGAAGGGCGCGGAUGACGACACCGCCCUACUCGACCUGGCCAACCUGCUGCAAACCAUAGCGAUGUCAUCAAUAUCGGACGUGCGCGACGUGCUACGCUACUACAGCCAGUUCGACGACCCCAUCGCCGCCUUCCGCGACAACCAGCGCAAGCUCAUGGAGCAGAUGGAAGAGCGAGACAAACAACCGCCAGAGCCCACGCUCACCAGAAACUGGCUGCGGUCGUUCACGCGUCGCUAACUACUAAGGUCAUACCCUUUCUAUACCACUACCCAGGACACGGUUCACUGAUCUAAAGUAGACUUUAUUGCAACGAGAUAAGGUCUAACAAUGGUCAGAAGUGUGUUCCACAAACAAGCCAUUGGUUUUAUUAGAAACACAAUUGUAACCAAGUAAGGUUCCGCGACGACCAGCGCAAGCUCAUGGAGCAGAUGGAAGAGAGAGAAAAGAUAGCGCUUAUCCAGGCCGCACCAAUCUACAAGGUUUUCCCAAAAAAUCCAAAUAUAUUCCAAUUAAUCCACUUUGAUGAUUCAUUUGAAGUAAGGUCACAUUUCCCGAAAAGUUGAAAUUCCAUUGUCGCGUAUUUGGCCGAUAAAUCGUACUAUGCCUGGAAAUUGGUUAAACAACCCAUGAAACCAACCCCAAGACCCCACGCUCACCAAAAAAUGGCUGCGAUCGUUCAUACCUUAUACUACAUCGUCGACACAGUUUACUGUAGGCCUUAUUGCAACGAGAUAGGGUCUACCAAUGGUCAGAAGUGUGUACCACAAACAAGCUAUUGGUUUCUAGAAACACAAUUAUUGUCAAGUGAGUGAAUAAGCGCUCGCUCGCUCAAUUGUUGUAUUUUAACACAUUAAUUAUAAACAAAUUGACACGAUAGUAAACCUCGUAAGUUAUAGAGUUGGGGAAACGGCAAUACGAAACACAGAGUUGAACGUUAGGCAGUUGUAGGGUUGGUCAAACGAUACUAUUUCAUUUCAUAACACACAGAUUUCUUCGUUCAACUUGAGUUUAAGCUAUGAAUGGCUCAAACGCGAUACGUGAGUGUGAGUGCGAAAUCGGCUUGUCAUGAGAUAAGUCCAUCUAUCAUGACUCAGGGUAAUGUUUUACCCUUGUUACCAGGGUAAAACAUUACCCUUGUUUUACCUUAAGCCGGGUACUCACUAGCGAGCUGUAACCGAACAUGCGUGAUACAGUAACGAGGUUCUAGUGUGUACGCGUGUUACAGUUUCGGCUCGCGACGUCGCCGGAACGCAUUCACCGAGCGUACUCAUUUUGCGAGCUGUAACUGUAACCGAACAGAUACAGUAACGAGGUUCUAGUGUGUACGCAUGUUACAGUUUCAGCUCGCGACAUCGCCGGAACGCUUUCACCGAGCGUACUCAUUUUGCGAGCUGUAACUGUAACCAAACAGAUACAGUAACGAGGUUCUAGUGUGUACGAGAAGGCCACUGACAAACCGGAUCUCCGCAGUUUUGGUUUGUAACUCCACGAUGUCGGACGAGUAUUUGUGCUCGCUUGUGCAGAAUACAUACUAGAUGCCUACUCGAUGAUCAUAAACGGCCACGAAGAUGUGGGAUUCAUAGAAUGUAUCGGGAAAGUAGUUCCAUAGAAUACUUAGUACUACAUAGUACACUAAUUUCCCUGUAGGCGAUCAGCAAAAUACAUUUAUCCUGACCAUUCACUCAUGACGCAGAAAAACUCGAUAUAUAGCUGUUCGCAGCGGCUAGCAACAACUAAUCUUGACGUCCACGAGCGCAGUGCAAGCGUCCUUUGGUUCGCGGCAAAAACCGACAACCGUCGGAUCGUUGCGAGCCGCUCGUGUAGCGUUCAUUGCAGGCUCGCGAGCCACGUACACACUAUGUUUUUGGCAACAGUAACAGUUACAGUUACGUGCAACGUUACGGGUUCAGAAAUGAGUACGUUGCAAACGUCGGCUCGCUGCGAGUCGCUCGUGUAGCGUUCGUUGCAGGCUCGCGAGCCACGUACACACUAUGUUUUUGGCAACAGUAACAGUUACAGUUACGUGCAACGUUACGGGUUCAGAAAUGAGUACGUUGUAAACGUCGGCUCGCUGCGAGCCGCUCGUGUAGCGUUCGUUGCAGGCUCGCGAGCCACGUACACACUAUGUUUUUGGCAACAGUAACGGUUACAGUUACGUGCAACGUUACGGGUUCAGAAAUGAGUACGUUGUAAACGUCGGCUCGCUGCGAGCCGCUCGCAGCAGGUUUGCGAACCACGUACAUACUAUGUUUUUUGGUUACAGUACAUGCAGCGGUUACAGUUACAGCUCGCUAGUGAGUACCCGGCUUUAGCAAACCUAACUCUGUCCAUUUAUCAACUCUGUGACAUGAACAUUGUAUUAUAGCAUUUAUAAUUCGCAUUUUGGAAUUUUCUCAAAACUUAACUUUUUUUAACUGAAACUGCUCGUUUUUACCUGUAAAAAGCAAUUUUUGUGAUUGAAAAUGUAUUUUCUUGAAGUAAGUUACACACGAGGUGGUGACUGAAUCCAAGUUAAAAGCUAAUAUACCUAUUUCUUUGUUUUCUUGCUUAUCUUUUCCUAAUUAACCCUUUAAUGUAUUGAAAUGUAAAUUUUACCGAGUUUCAAAAUGAAGAAAAAGAAUCCUAACACGAAACUUGACAUGUUCUUUCGCUACAGUGAAUUAUUUACAACGAUGAUGAAAUAUUCUAUUUAUUAUAUUGUCCCUGUUGUACCUAAUAAAAAAAAAGUAUAUUUGCUGCUUCUGAACUUACAAUGGGACAUGUUAUAUAUAAAUCCCCCAUAAUUAUUAGCAGUUACUAUUAGGCAUUGUUGACUUGAAUGUAAAUUAUACAGAGUGGCCCAAAAGACGGAUUUAGCGUUUUUGGUUUUACUGCAUCCUUCAAAAAUACUUAGGACUUUUUGAAAAAUUAAGAUUAUGUUAUUUUCAUCAGCAAUAUCCAGGAACCCUAAUUGUUUGUCAUCUUUUAUACCACUCUGUAUAAUUACCUAAAUUUAUUUUAGUUUGCAUAUCGGGCGCCAUUAUAAACUUUACUUCUGUAGCUACACAUUAAACUUAACUACUAAAUAAGAAUAAAGUUUAUAAUGACGUCUUGGGAGCAUUUGUUGUGUUAAUUGUUAUUUGUAUGUAUGUUUGUGUGGGAACUGAAAUGGAUGAGCGAGUGUAUGUAAUACAAGUCAUUUAUUUAGAUAGGAAAUAUAGUUGUUUAUUAAUAAA